Saprolegnia diclina VS20 is the source of this 1076-nucleotide messenger RNA. RefSeq lists its product as hypothetical. The transcript has 2 exons. Gene Ontology annotation, molecular function: mRNA binding. The record is from RefSeq and is a predicted model, not a curated record. Lineage: Eukaryota; Oomycota; Saprolegniomycetes; Saprolegniales; Saprolegniaceae. The coding region runs from base 36 to 890 and encodes 284 amino acids.
CCCAAACGCUUCCGGCCACGGGACACAGGACGACGAUGAGCUCGCUCGACGAUGAACUCGCUCUCUUCCAGGAAGAGAUCGCAUCCAUCGAGAAGGAGACAACGAAGAAGCGACCUAUCGACGAGGUCGACCCGGACGAGGUCGCGCGGAAGCGGCAGAAGGCCAUGGAGGUCGCCAAGGCCAUCAUGGCGCAGGCGGCCAAGCCGGUACCUGCACCGGCGCCAGCGCCGCAGGUCAUCAUUCGCGCGCCGACCGCGUUCGUGCCCAAGCCUGCGGCGUCGUAUGGCUCGUCGCAGCACGACGCCGCAUCAUCAUCGUCGUCGGCCGCGAACGUCUCGAUCAUGCACGGGCAGUCGCUGCCGUCGUCGUCGGCCAUGCACAUGGAGGUGAUCGACCACAACACGGGCAUGCCGCUCUCGUCGCACGAGCAGCUCAUCUUUAGCCAGCAGCAGAGCGUGUACCGGUACCGUCCGGAGCGCAACGUGGCGAAUGCACAGUCCAACUCGGACAAGAAGUUCCUUCGCGUCGCCGCCGGCAAGGUCUGGGAGGACGCGACGUUGGCCGAGUGGCCCGAGAACGACUACCGUCUCUUUUGCGGCGACCUCGGGAACGAGGUAAAUGACGAACUCUUGUCGCAGGCCUUCUCGACUUAUGCUUCGUUUGCGAUGGCCAAAGUCGUGCGCGACAAGCUCACGCACAAGUCCAAGGGCUAUGGUUUUGUGAGCUUCCUCGACCCCUUCGAUGCGGCCAAGGCCAUGCGGGAGAUGAACGGCAAGUACAUUGGGAACCGCCCGGUCAAGAUCUCCAAGGGCAAGUGGGAGGACCGGGCCAUCGACGUCGUCAAGAAGAAGAAGGGCGGGAAGAAGAACAAGAAGCAUCUCUUCAGUUAGCCGAAUGCACUAACGUCGCCAUUCAUCCUCGAUCGGCAUCUCGCAGGCUUCUGUGCAGGUCUUACAGCUCGCUCCAUGCCUGAUACCUCACACAAUACUAAGCCGCAAAGAAGGGUAGAGAAGAGGACAAAGAUCUUAGUCUUCGCAAGAACCAUAGUAUCUACUAGUACACAACUUUGGUAUCGA